AUGGACUUGCACACCAGCCACGAUGCCGGACCUGCCGCGCCGCCGCCGCCGCCGCCACCACCUGCUCUGCAGUCCUUCGACCGCUUCUUUGACCUGCCCCAGGAGCUCCAGGAGCACGUCCUCGGCUUCCUCGUGCCGCAGAACGCGCGCAUCCUCAUUGGGCCCCCGCUCUCCGCCUCGCUCCCGCCCGGCCGGGGUGUUGGCGACGGUGAUGGCGGAGGAAGAGACAGUAAUGACGACGAGGACGGCAGCAUAAGCUGGCAGACAGCGACGACGACGGCCCGCGGCCGGAGGGCACGGCAGGGCUGCUGCUGCCGCCCGCGCCGGAUCCGCGACGUGCCGCCGCCCGCGGCGCUGCGCCUCGCGCACCCCUUGCUCGGCGCGCUCGCGGGCCGCAUGUACUGGGCGCACAACGAGUUCCACCUCAACUUCCUGCCGGCGGCGGAGACCGCCAAGCCCGACACCUACUACACCAACGGGGACGACGAGCAGCGCGCGGCCUCCUCCUCCUCCUCCUCCGAGAUGGCGGCGGCGGCGGCGGCGGCGGCGCCGCACGCGUUCCUCUCGUCGUCGUCGCCCCCCCAGGGCUCAGCGGGUGCGGAGCCGAGUCUGGCGGCGCGCCGGCUCGUCGUCUACGUGCGCCGGCUCGACGAGCGGCUGUGGGCGGGGCGGGUGUGCGCCGCGCUCGAGCGGCUCGUGCUCCGGGGCGGGCUGCGCGCGCUCGAGGUGCGCGUGCUGGCGGGCGGGGCGGGCGGGGAGCCGCUGGCCCGGCUGGCGCGCGUGCUGGCGGACCCGGACCUGGACCUCGAGGAUAAGGGCCGCGGCGGCGACGGCAACGGCGGCGCGGCGCUGCGCGUGUGGAGGCGCGGGCACAAGGCUUUCUGGUGCCGGUUCCACGCCCGGCGGGACGGCGGCGGGUGUGGGACGCAGAAGUGUGGCUCUUCUUCUGCGGCGGCGGCGGCGGCGGGUGUGGGCGGCGGGGUAGUGGUGGUGGGUGAUGAUGACGACGACGAGGACGACGAUGAUGAGUGGUUGAGCAUCGAUGUGCCGGCUCUGGUCAGGGAGUACGGCGGAGAUGCCCGGGAGGGUAAGAUUGUGAGGGUUGGGGGCAGGUUUACUGGCUACUAG
Molecule: messenger RNA, 1128 nt
Organism: Thyridium curvatum
Lineage: Eukaryota; Fungi; Ascomycota; Sordariomycetes; Thyridiales; Thyridiaceae
Exons: 1
Coding region: 1-1128 (375 amino acids)
Source: RefSeq, a predicted model, not a curated record